CUCCCAGUAACCCCAGUGACCUCCUGAUCCCCCCAGGUCCUGCCCGUGCCGGUCCCGUGACUGCAGAGACCCCCGGCCAUGGGUGAGCGCAAGGGCACCAACAAGUACUACCCGCCGGACUUCGACCCUGCCAAGCAUGGCUCCCUCAACAAAUACCACCGCAGCCACCCCCUGCGCGAGCGCGCCCGAAAACUCUCCCAGGGCAUCCUGGUCAUCAGGUUCGAGAUGCCCUUCAACAUCUGGUGCGACGGCUGCCAGAACCACAUCGGGAUGGGUGUCAGGUACAACGCGGAGAAGAAGAAGGUGGGGUCGUACUACACCACACCUGUGUACAGGUUCAGGAUGAAGUGCCACCUGUGCGUCAACUACAUCGAGCUGCAGACGGACCCCGGGAACUGCGACUACGUGAUCGUCAGCGGGGCGCGGCGCAAGGAGGAGCGCUGGGAGCCGGGGGACAGCGGCCAGGUGCUGCCCAACUCCGCGGAGCAGCGGGAGCGCCUGGCGCUGGACCCCAUGUUCCGCCUGGAGCACGGCGUGUCGGACCGGGGGGUCCUGGAGCGCGCCGCCCCCACGCUGACCCGGCUGCAGGAGGCCCAGCACGCCUGGAAGGACGACUUCGGCCUCAACAGCCGCCUCCGCAGGCGGUUCCGGGAGGAGAAGAAGACGCUGCGGGAGGAGGAGGAGGAGGCGGCGGCGCUGCGGGCGCGGGCCGGGCUCAGCAUCCCGCUGCUCCGCGAGGAGGAGGAGGAUCGGCGCCUGGCCGCGCUGCUCAGCCUGCGAGCCCCCGACUCCUACGAGGAGAAGCAGCGGCUGAAGCGCUCCGAGAUCUCCCAGCGCUCCUGGUUCUCCCCCGGCACCGCCCGAUCGCCCGCGGGGGCCCUGCAGAAAUUGGGUCUGGGGGCGGCACGAACGCCCAAAGCACCCCCGGGCCCCCCCCCGACCCCCGCCGGGCUCGGGAUCGUGCGGCGGAGAGCGGGGGAGGAGGGAGGGGGCGCGGAGGGGCACCGCGGGACCCCCCAACCUGGGGGAGCCCCCCAGGACCCCCCCGGGGCCGCCCCCCAACCUGGGGGAGCCCCCCCGGACCCCCCCGAGGCCGCCCCCCAACCUGGGGGAGCCCCCCAGGACCCCCCCGGGGCCGCCCCCGCCCCGUCCUUGGUCGCCGACUACUCGGACUCGGGCUCCGAGAGCCCCUGA
Molecule: messenger RNA, 1194 nt
Organism: Catharus ustulatus (Swainson's thrush)
Lineage: Eukaryota; Metazoa; Chordata; Aves; Passeriformes; Turdidae
Gene: YJU2B
Product: YJU2 splicing factor homolog B
Exons: 9
Coding region: 79-1194 (371 amino acids)
Biological process (GO): mRNA splicing, via spliceosome
Cellular component (GO): post-mRNA release spliceosomal complex; U2-type spliceosomal complex
Source: RefSeq, a predicted model, not a curated record